AUGAGCAGGGCGUAGGCUGCACGAGCAAGCCAAACCGUGAUUGCAGCGUGUACUCUUUGUCGCACAACAUUGUCCAUCGCUAUCUGGGUUGUGUGAUGUCAGUUGGUAGGGGUUGUAUUGCUUUCUGGAACGCAGAUGCUUUUUCGUAGUUGUCAGUGGCAGUUGCCCUCAUCAUUUCCCCACAUCUUUCCUUUUCGUAUGGGCGAAGGUGGCUUGACCCAGAUUUGAUCACCUUCAACUCUUCCAUCAGCGCAUGUGGCAAGGCCUCGCAGUGGCGCUGGGGCCUCCAGCUGCUGGGUUCCAUCCGGGCCGAACUGGCGCGACCCCGACCGCGUCACGCACGCCACGCUGCUGGCGGGAAUGCUGCGGGGGCAGGGCAGCUGGGCGGUGAUGCUGGGACUCCUCGAGGAGCUGCGGAGCACCGCGCGCCCAUCCGUAAGAUCUUACAGCGCAGUGGCUAGCGCGUGCCUGCGGGACGGGGCCCUGGACGCCGCCUUGCGCGUGGCCGAGUGCGCUCGCGGCUCCAGCGUCUCCCUGGAGGCUGCGUGCUACAACCGGUUGGUGAGCCUGUGCGGAGGGCGUCACCGCUGGGAAGACGCCGUCCACACCCUGGAGAUCAUGCUCCGCGAAGGCUCCAGGCCGAACACCGCCGCCCGCAACGCGGCCGCGAGCGCCUGCCUGAGGGGGGCGCGCUGGCGCCUGUCCCUGCGGAUCCUGGACAGCGCAGGCCGCGCGCACGCUGG
Prorocentrum cordatum is the source of this 743-nucleotide messenger RNA. The record is from the annotation of a GenBank genome assembly. Lineage: Eukaryota; Dinophyceae; Prorocentrales; Prorocentraceae.